AUGAGCACCACCGAAUUCCCCCCGCAACCAUAUCACACGCAAUCGCCAUCUCGCAGCCUCAAAAUCGCCCCCAAACACUGGAUGUCCAACACCAUCCAAGUCACAGACGCACAGGACAAGGAUACAAUUCUCUACACGGCGAAACCGAGCUUCUUAGUCUCAGAUUUGACAAUCCGAAAACUCCCCUCCGCCCCCUUACACGGUAUGAACACUGACGACAGCGGUGCCAUCCUCGCCGACGCCGAAUUCCACUCCUUCCGACGCAAAAUAGACAUAUCCAUACAUAAUCAUACAAUUACUCUCCCGCUCAAGGCGAAACUCAACACUGAGACCACAUUCGCAUUACCGUCUCUACGGAACACGCAAGUGACGUGGCGACAUGACCACCAUCUCUCUUCCUCUGAGUUGCUGUGUUUGGAUGAGAAGAACAUGUGUCUAGCUAAGAUCACGACUCCUUCGUGGACGCUCAAGCAUGAAUCGCAACUGGAUUUGUUUGAGGGCAAUGUAGUGAGUAAUCGUGGUUUUGGGGGUGGUGAUGGCUCGUUUGUUGUGGAUGAGAUUAUCGCGACGGGGUUGGCGCUGCUGCAUGAUAUUAAUCGUAGGAGACACAAUACAGCGGCAGUUGCUUGGGGUGCUGGUGGAGGUGGUGCUUAA
Molecule: messenger RNA, 654 nt
Organism: Talaromyces atroroseus
Lineage: Eukaryota; Fungi; Ascomycota; Eurotiomycetes; Eurotiales; Trichocomaceae
Exons: 1
Coding region: 1-654 (217 amino acids)
Source: RefSeq, a predicted model, not a curated record